Rhododendron vialii is the source of this 2693-nucleotide messenger RNA. RefSeq names its product protein ACTIVITY OF BC1 COMPLEX KINASE 7, chloroplastic. Lineage: Eukaryota; Viridiplantae; Streptophyta; Magnoliopsida; Ericales; Ericaceae. The transcript has 18 exons. Gene Ontology annotation, biological process: regulation of response to reactive oxygen species. The record is from RefSeq and is a predicted model, not a curated record. Bases 206 to 2434 code for a protein of 742 amino acids.
UCUCUCUCUAAAAAAUCAUUGCUACACUCGCCAGUCCAAUGAUAUAUAAUUUUUUUUUGAUCCAAUGAUAUUAUAAAAUUCCCUCUUACCCACAACCCACCUCUCUGUAUUUCAAGACCCAGAUACAGAAUACCCGUCUGUGGAAUUUCUCGCUUAACAAGAAUCUAAUACCAGAUUCUAUUCUAUUCUGUUUUUAUUGUCCUAAAUGGCGGCAGCGAUAGCUAGCUAUAGCUGUUAUUGCCGCGAUGUGGAGUUGAUGAAUCAUGGAAGAUCAGUUCACCAUCUCAGUCUCGCUAGCUCAAUAUCACUUCAGCAACUCCCAACAUCCAGGAGACAUAAAUAUAAAUCACGCCCCACUGAUAGAUUCUUCCGGUUUCAAGUCAAUAUGAAACAGUCUGAAUCGCCAGCGAAACUGGGUAGUAACGGCAGAACUAUUAAAAUGGUGCCUACGAGUGAGGUAAUGAAAAGGAAAACUCCGUCAUUAGAUAAUGCAGAUGUAGUGAAUGGUUCCAAGAGGGUAGUCAAUGGUUCAAACAGGGUGGUGAACGGUUCAAUAGGGGUAGCCGAUGGUUCGAAAGGGGUACUGAAUGGUUCGAAAGGGGUACUGAAUGGUUCAAAGGUGGUUGUAAAUGGAACAAGCAUUGUUAAGAGAGAUACUGCUUCUGCCCUGGUUAAGACCAAAAAAACUGGGGGCUCUAAAGAGCUUCCACCAAUUGAAGAGCUAAAGGUUCUUCCAUCAGAUGAGGGUUUCAGUUGGGCCAGCGAUAAUUAUAAUUCGGUGCAGAGAUCUAUAGAUGUAUGGACUUUUGUGCUUUCUUUGCGCGUCCGUGUUCUGUUUGACAACGCGAAGUGGUCAUAUAUUGGAGGCUUCACAGAAGAUAAGCAGAAAAACAGAAGAAGAAGAACUGCAUCGUGGUUAAGGGAAUGUGUACUGCAACUUGGUCCGACUUUUAUCAAACUUGGACAAUUAUCGUCGACAAGGUCUGAUCUAUUUCCGCGUGAGUUUGUGGACGAGCUUGCCAAGUUGCAGGACAGAGUACCAGCAUUCUCACCAAAGAAAGCAAAAGCCUUCAUUGAAAAUGAACUAGGAGCUCCAGUUGACAUAUUAUUUAAGGAGUUUGAAGAUCAGCCAAUUGCAGCUGCUAGUCUUGGUCAGGUGCAUAGGGCUAUCUUGCACAGUGGAGAGAAAGUUGUCGUGAAGGUCCAAAGACCUGGCCUCAAGAAACUUUUUGAUAUCGAUCUACGAAAUUUAAAGCUAAUUGCAGAAUACUUUCAGAGAAGUGAAACACUUGGUGGUCCAACCAGAGAUUGGAUAGGGAUAUAUGAAGAAUGUGCCAAGAUUUUGUAUGAAGAAAUUGAUUACAUAAACGAAGGGAAGAACGCUGACAGAUUCCGCCGGGAUUUUCGGAAUGUGAAGUGGGUUCGAGUACCUCUGGUGAUUUGGGAUUAUACCGCGACCAAGGUAUUAACAUUGGAGUACGUUCCAGGCAUUAAGAUAAAUCGGACUGAUAUGUUAGAUGCGCGUCGUUACAGUCGAUCUCAGAUUGCCUCUCGUUCUAUUGAAGCAUAUUUAAUCCAGAUCCUCAGAACUGGUUUCUUUCAUGCUGAUCCUCACCCUGGAAAUCUUGCUAUUGAUGUGGAUGAAUCACUCAUUUAUUACGAUUUUGGUAUGAUGGGAGAGAUCAAAUCUUUUACAAGGCAGAAAUUGCUGGAUCUAUUCUAUGCAAUUUACGAGAAAGAUGCAAAAAAGGUUAUGGUUAGCCUUAUUGAUCUUGAAGCACUUCAGCCCACAGGAGACCUGUCAUCGGUAAGGAGAUCAGUGCAGUUUUUCUUGGAUAAUUUGUUGAGUCAGUCACCAGACCAACAGCAGACUUUGGCUGCCAUUGGCGAGGAUUUGUUUGCAAUAGCUCAAGAUCAGCCAUUCCGGUUUCCAUCCACCUUUACGUUUGUGAUUAGGGCAUUUUCAACACUUGAAGGAAUUGGCUACACGCUUGAUCCAGAUUUCUCGUUUGUGAAGGUUGCUGCACCUUAUGCCCAGGAGCUGUUGGAUCUAAAACAGAAGCAGCGGACGGGGACUCAACUUGUUCAGGAUAUAAGGAAACAAGCUGAUGAUGCCAGAACAUACACAAUGUCCAUGCCAUACAGAGUCCAAAGAAUAGAAGAGUUCGUGAAGCAACUUGAGUCAGGAGAUUUGAAACUCCGUGUUCGGGUGCUUGAGUCAGAAAGAGCAGCUCGGAAAGCAACAAUACUGCAAAUGGCAACAAUGUAUACAGUUCUAGGCGGUACUCUACUAAACCUUGGGGUCACAUUCAGCAAUCAGGGCACUCAAGUAAUCGCGAAUGGAUCAUUUGCUGGCGCAGGCGUUUUUCUGCUGCUGUUGAUUAGGUCGAUGCAAAGGGUGAAGAAGCUAGAUAAUUUUGAGAAACAGAUAUGAUAGCCCAAGCAAGACAUAACAAAUGCCUGCUUAUUUCCUGCCAUCAAAUCGGCUUUCCUUCGUUUCCAUUUUUCACUGGAUCAUUUGGCCAAUAGCUAUAUAGCUUGUAUAGGCAACACAAUCACAUAGGGGCAUUCUUCUUACCCAUGUAAUUCACGGAAAUUUUAUGGUAACUCAAUAUUCAAAAUUGGGUGAAGUCAAUUUUAACAAGUUAUAGAUUAAAACAUAAUUGUAAUAAGAUUGUAAUACUGUUCUUUUU